UUGGAAAUUGUGAUAAUGGAUCACAGCUAUUCAACUGUGAACAAAACACCUGUCGCCGCCAACAGCAGCAUGAAACCUCUGACUGAGCGACAACAAAUGGCUUUACUUCUUCAGAUGACUUCUGAAGACAAUGCUACACCUACAAGAAGAGGGAAAAGCAAUUUUGAGUCUCCUUGUUCUGGUCAACGUUCUGUUAAUCGAAGAAAUGAGAGAGGAGAAACACAACUCCAUGUGGCUGCCAUUCGUGGGGAUGUUAACAAAAUCAAAUCACUCAUUUCUGAAGGUGCAGAUGUCAAUACCGAAGACUAUGCAGGUUGGACACCUUUGCACGAGGCUGCAAAUCGUGGUCUUGUAACUGUUGCCAGAGAAUUGUUAAAGAAUGGAGCCAAAGUGAAUGUUACUGGUCUUGAUGGUGUUACUCCACUCCAUGAUGCAUCAGUUAAUGGCCAUACAAGCAUGAUCACUCUCCUUUUGCGUUAUGGAGCAAAUCCAUCUUUAAAAACAGCUUCACAAAAGACUGCAUUAGAUCUGGCAGGGUCUCCACAAGUGAUUCAAAUACUGGCUCAAAAUAAUCAUCAAAAAGAAGGAAUGACAGAUGAAAAUUCACCGGAAGGUGUAUCAUACAGUCCCACCAUAGAGAGUUCAUGGAAAGUGCAGAAACAGAGUUGCAAAAGUCGACGUAAUCUACGACUGGAUUGUUUUUCUGCCGGGCAAACUCAUGUGAUCAGUCGAGACGAAAUGGAACCUAGUAUAAAUGUAACAACAGAAGAAAGUAAAGAUGCAAAACCGUCCACAGAGAGUGAAGUUGCGACAGCAGGUUCAUCUGUAAAUUGUGAAGAGGCUGUUAAAGAAGAAAUUAAGGAAGCAGAAACCACAUCCGAAAUUCCAGCAAGUCAAAAGAGAACAUUGGAAGCUGAAGAGGAAGAUGAUGAUACAAAAAAGAAGCGUAGAAAAGAUGAUGUGAAGGAAACCAAACCUCGUGCUGGGUCUAAUAUCAGGAGUAAAGACAGAAAGAGUCCUAAUACUAUACAGGCUGAGGGUGUUCCAAAUGACAGUGAUGAUGACAAAAAAGAACCUAAAGUACCACCUUUAAAAAUAGUCUUGUCAAACUCAAAUGAGGUUGAUACUAAUAUAAGGUCCAAAAGUGGAAAUGGCAGAAGUUCUUUAGCAUAUGUGGUUUCAACAAGUGAUGAAAAGAAUGAGAACAGUAAUGGGGGCAGUGAAAAGAAUGAUGAUAAAGUCAAAGAUUCAAUUGACAUAGAAAAGAGUGGUAGUACAUCUUCAAAUGGUGGCAGAGUCACUAGAAGCUCACAAAGAGCUGCUGCCACUGCAGCUCAUUCCACACCAACAUCUGGGCAGAAUAGUGCCAAUCAGUCUCCAACCUCUAGCCCAACACAGAAUCCAACCAAUCAGACCCCCUCCCCAGAUCCAGGUGAAAUGGCAAAUAAUGAGCAGCAACCAAUGGCAACUGUGGUAAAAGCAGAGGAAACCAAACCAGAAGAACCACCAGUGGAGGUUCAUCCGAGGAAGAGGAAACUUCGCCCACGUGAACCCGAACCACCAGUGGAAACGGUUGUAGCUGCUACGGCGAAUGCAGUCCAACAGCCUCCAGAAAAUGCUGCACCUCCUCUGCCCGUUACCAAUUGUUACGAGAUGUACUUUAGUAUCAGGAAGCAGAUUGAGCGACGCCACCGAAACUUGCUUCCUGUGCAGCCCAAACCACCACAAGGAUUCAAAGACUAUUUGAUGAACCGCUGCACCUACGUGAUAGCAGGCAAUGCGGCUUCUCGCUUGUCUGUACCUGUCGUGUCCCCACCACCUUCAUUACCACCACCCAUGCGAGAUUUAUUUGCUGAACAAGAAAAAGAGAGAUAUAGGUUACGAAUGCAGCAUUUAAUUGAAAAAGAAAAGCUUGUUCUUUCGGUAGAACAAGAAAUAUUACGGGUCCAUGGACGAGCAGCUCGUGCAUUGGCUAACCAAUCACUCCCUUUUUCUGUGUGCACCCUUUUGAAAGAUCAAGAGGUUUAUUCAGCUCUAACUCCUGAGCAGGAAGAGAAAGACCGAAAUGCUCGAUCGCGUUAUAAUGGACGUCUAUUUCUUUCCUGGCUCCAAGAUGUCGAUGAUAAAUGGGAAAAAAUCAAGGAAUCUAUGUUGUUGCGUCACCAUAAUGAGGCCGAGUCCCUGCAUGCUGUCCAACGAAUGGACUGGGAAUGGAAAAUCAAAGAACUGGGACUAUGUGAACCGCAGAACAAGCCAGUUGUUGAUGAGCUUCACGUUCCCAUGGUUAACGUGUCUGACGAUUUUGACUUUAACUAUAACACUAACUAAUUCUUCGGUGGCUAUAUGUUUCGCAUCGAUAGAAUGCAAAUGACACCAAUUGAAGUUUUGGCUGUGUUCCGAUUGUUGUUCGAAGGGCAAGGCUGUCGUUGACCUUUUUGCAUGAUCGCUUGCUUAUUCAUAUCUAUGGAUUUAAACGCAAUUUUUUAAUACUUGUGUGCUGAUGCCAUUAAUAUUGACGUUUACAGUUGUACAGGGUGAAAUGAACAUACUGGAAAUAAAACAUUGUUUUCAA
Messenger RNA from Daphnia carinata, 2572 nucleotides. Its product is annotated as ankyrin repeat domain-containing protein 11-like. Gene Ontology annotation, molecular function: protein binding. The transcript is spliced from 9 exons. Gene Ontology annotation, cellular component: nucleoplasm. Lineage: Eukaryota; Metazoa; Arthropoda; Branchiopoda; Diplostraca; Daphniidae. The coding region runs from base 16 to 2328 and encodes 770 amino acids. The record is from RefSeq and is a predicted model, not a curated record.